UGAUAGCAAACACGAGGUCGGGCGUUGUUGCCUGUUUGGUUUGUAUGUUAUGAUGUAUAUUUAAAAUUCGUUUUACCCUUUAAAAGUAGCAGUUAGUUUUUUUUCUCUUAGUACUUGUUUACAAUCUUCAUUAAAUAAUUAACGUCUGUAUGAAUGGAAGAAACGUUGACCAAGUCGUCCGGCAGCGCCGACAGUUUAGAAUCAGCCGAUUGGCAGUUACCGCUGUGUUUUACCAAAAAGAGACACACCGAAGAAAUCAAAAGCGUUCAAACUGUAGUCAGUUCAUGGCGACUCAAAGAACGGAUGAAAACAGUAAGCGUAGCCCUUGUAUUAUGUUUAAAUGUAGGGGUAGAUCCUCCUGACGUUUUCAAAAUUCAACCUUGCGCUCGGUUAGAGUGCUGGAUAGAUCCUUUAAUGAUGAUACCUCAGAAAGCACUUGAAAUGAUCGGUGCAAAUUUACAAAGACAAUAUGAAAGAUGGCAACCAAGAGCACGCUAUAAGCAAUCAUUAGAUCCGACUAUAGAAGAAGUUAAGAAACUUUGUGUUUCCCUAAGACGAAAUGCAAAAGAAGAAAGAGUACUCUUUCAUUACAAUGGGCACGGUGUCCCUAAACCAACAUCCAACGGAGAAAUUUGGGUGUUUAAUAGACAAUAUACUCAGUACAUACCAUUAUCUAUUUACGACUUACAAUCAUGGAUGGGAUCGCCAUCGAUUUACGUGUACGAUUGUUCCAAUGCGGGUAUGAUCGUUAAACUGUUUAAUCAGUUUGCCGAACAACAUGAAAGAGAAAUUUUGCAUGACGCUUCCCAGAAUCCCAUGAUUUUACAUUCUGAAGGUUCGUCUUUUAAAAACUGCAUUCAACUUGGAGCAUGUCAAAUCGAUCAGACACUUCCGAUGCACCCAGAUUUGCCUGCCGAUCUAUUUACAUCAUGUUUGACUACGCCAAUAAAAAUGGCAGCUAGAUGGUUUGUCAUGCAAAACAUGUCUAAGUACUGUUCCAAGUCAUACCUCGAAUUAGUAGAUAAAAUACCGGGUACGCUAAACGAUAGACGUACAAUGCUAGGAGAAUUAAAUUGGGUAUUUACAGCUAUUACCGAUACUAUAGCUUGGAAUAUUUUACCUAGAGAUACUUUUCAAACUUUAUUUCGACAAGAUUUAUUAGUCGCUAGUCUACUGAGAAAUUUUUUGCUGGCCGAACGUAUAAUGAGAACUUAUGAUUGUGAGCCCGUCUCAUCUCCUAAAUUACCACCAAUGCAUAAUCAUCCUAUGUGGCAGUCUUGGGACCAUAUAUUAGAUUUAUGUUUAUCGCAAUUACAACGUGUUCAAGAACACGGCGAUGGAUGUUUUGUACGUACAACAUUUUUUGAAGAACAAUUAACGGCUUUUGAAAUCUGGUUGGAUCACACAGCCUGUUUGCCUACACAACAGCGAAGUGCACCCGAACAACUACCUAUUGUACUCCAAGUUUUAUUAAGUCAAGCUCAUAGACUUCGAGCUCUGGAUUUGCUUGGACGAUUUUUGGAUUUAGGACCUUGGGCAGUCAAUUUAACUUUGUCAGUUGGCAUAUUUCCUUAUAUACUUAAACUACUUCAAAGUUUUGCAGUCGAGUUAAGGCCUAUGUUGGCAUUUAUUUGGGCCAAAAUAAUGGCUGUUGACCAUACAUGUCAAACCGAUAUUGUAAGAGAAAAUGGGUUUAAAUACUUUUUUCAGUUGGUCGAAGAUAUACAAUUGCCUGAAGAACAAAGAAUGUUGGGCGCCGUAGUGUUAUCUCGUCUUAUGCAAAACUAUAGGAAUGGUCAACAACUAGGGCUUAAGAACAAUUUAGUGUGUGUAUGUCUAGAUCAGCUAGUCCACGCUAGUCCUCCUUAUAAACAAUGGUUGACAUUAUGUCUUGCACAAUUGUGGGCCGACUACGAUAAAGCACGCUGGGUUGGGGUGCGAGAUAGUGCACACGAAAAGUUAUAUUUAUUAUUGGAAGACAAAGUACCUGAAGUUCGUGCUGCAGCAGUGUUUGCUCUAGGCACUUACGUAACCUGUGAUAAAGAUCGUAGUAAUCAUGCUUUGCACGUAGAUCAAAGUAUUGCAUUGACAUUGUUGAAUACAGUUGCAAGAGAUAUGAGUCCUAUGGUCAGAGAGGAAGUUAUUAUAGCAUUACAGUGGACUGUAAUAGCGUUUGAAAGAUAUUUCUUAGAAAUAGCGACACAAAAACAAAACGAAAAAUCUUAUGGAUCUCUUUAUAAAAGUCCGAACGGCAGUUUAAAAUCAUCGAGUUUAUCAAGAAUGGGCUCCAAAGAAAAACUGUUAAAUUCAACCACUAGUCCAAUUGUUACUGUGAUUUCACCUCCAAUAUUGUCUGUAUCUAGCAAUACUGAUGAAUUAACAGAAGAUAAAAAGUCUGAACAAUUAAGGCGUACGGCUUCGUCUUCUUCGAUAGUUACCUUAGAUGCUUAUCAUACUGCGUCAGCGGUGAAUAAUAUUCAUGCUCAAAUAUGGAAAGGUUUGACUGCUUUAGAACAUGACAUAUUCCCUGAUGUAGCAAACACCGCACAGAAAUUAACUAGAUACAUUAAGCAAAAGCUUAAAGCAAAACCUGAAGGUCGCGCAUCACAUUCUUUGCCUGCAUCACCGUCUUCAAGAAGUUACCUUAGUCAAGGAGAAUCGCCUCCAUUAUCAGUAACGGAACUCCGCUCUAGACCAAGAGCACCGAUGGUACAACAAAGGUCUAGUUCCAGAACGAGGAGUACGGUUCCCAACACUAUUGCGGAAGAAGCUACCGUGCUUUCAUCAUCGUCGUCGCCACCAAAUAUCGAGAGCGACGGAGAGAAAGAUUUUAAUAAAUCUAAAAGCUUAUUAAGAUCUCAGUUUUUCGAAUGGGUUUCAAAAAACUUUGCUCAUCCUUUAAAUGGAAUGAGUGAAGGAGGUGAUCUUGAAAGUGCAAUAUACUAUGAGCGAGAGUGGAGGUAUUCUCGGAAUAUGGUAAUUCGAAAAGAGGCGAUAGAAGAACAAAAUAAGGUGAAUAAUUCAAAUUGUAAAAUAGAACAUCAAAUAUUUUCAUCAAAAUGUAGUCAAACGCCAAAUUCGUUAAUUUUUCAUCCAUACGAUCCACAUGUUGUUAUGGCCACGAAAGAUUAUCUCACGGUUUGGGAUUAUCAUUCCAGUUACAAGUUAAGUCAAUGGAGACCUGAUUUGAGAAAUCACAAUCUUGAUGUGCCGUAUAGGCACACUCCGCACUUGUCUGCCGUAGAAUUGUUAAACAGUCAUGAUAUUUCAUUAGUAUUAGCGGGAUACAACGAUGGAAACGUUCAAAUUUGGUCUCAGUGCACUGAUGGUCCUAAGUUACUUACCGGAUGGCAAGCGUUACCAAUCUGCAGGAAUGCCAGUUUCGAAAGAACUUCUUCGAUGGCACUACAUUGGGAUCAAAGAUCGUGUCAUUUAAUAUGUGGUGGUGAUUCGAGGGUAAUAAAAGUAUGGGAUGUCGAGACUGAAACUAAACUGACUGCUAUAUCAACUGGUGUUAAUGCUUCUGUAACCUGUCUAUCAAUGCAGUCUAAAGAAAAUAAUAUAUUCGCUGCUGGUUGUAAAGACGGAUCUAUAAAAGUGUUUGAUAAACGGCUACCUCCAGACGAGGCGAAAAUCGCUUCUUUUAUGGAGCACCAAGCUAGGAUACUUACUUUAAGACUUCAGGAUGCUACCGUAGUGUCUAUUAGUUCAAAAGGUGACAUAAAAACUUUUGAGUUUGGACAAAGCGCCUCCCAACGUCAAUUCCGUGUCAAUAGCAUCAACUCGGCCGCCAUUCACACAACUGCUAAUAUUUUAGCCUGUUGUGCUAAUCAAAUGUUGUUGUUCUACAACACAGAAGGACAGUUAUUGAACUCUUUAAGAUUAACCGACUGGUUUAUGAGUUCGCGGUAUAUGCCUAUAGUAACUACUAAAUUUCAUUCGCAAAGAGUUCUGCUUGCUACUGGUGCUGUAGACGGCACAAUAGCAUUGUACUCGAUUGAUCCCAAAAGAUAAUUUACUAAUCAUUUUUUACACAUGCAUUAAUAAUAUUUUUGUUGUUAUUCUUUUUUCUUUCCUUUUUUUUUUUUUUUAACUUU
Adelges cooleyi (spruce gall adelgid) is the source of this 4097-nucleotide messenger RNA. RefSeq names its product regulatory-associated protein of mTOR (gene raptor). Gene Ontology annotation, biological process: positive regulation of cell growth; cellular response to starvation; regulation of autophagy. Bases 154 to 4014 code for a protein of 1286 amino acids. The record is from RefSeq and is a predicted model, not a curated record. Gene Ontology annotation, cellular component: cytoplasm; TORC1 complex. Gene Ontology annotation, molecular function: protein binding; protein-macromolecule adaptor activity. The transcript is spliced from 25 exons. NCBI's taxonomy places the organism in Eukaryota, Metazoa, Arthropoda, Insecta, Hemiptera, Adelgidae.